AGGUCACUAUAAGACUGUUCUUAAGAAGAGAAGUAUCAGGGACCCCUAACAGUACUCCAGAAUCCAGAAGCCCUUAUAUUUUAAACAGAAAACUGAACUUUGCUGAGAAGAGCACUUGCUGACUCCAUGUUUGGUAUGAAAGCAGUUUAUUCUGGAGAAUUCUGGGCAUUUCUUCACAUUCCUAAGCCAUUCAGUAAUAAUUGGACCUUCCACUUGUAAUUUUUAAGUGUCUUCUCUAUAUUAAUCAUUUAAAUAUUAGCCUGAGGGACUCUCGCCAAUACUAAACCUUUUCAGAGAUGAGGAACCUGAGAUUCAUAUGAUGACUGAUCCACCUAUACUCAAGUUAAAAGGUGGCAGGUUAGUGAUGUUGUUUCUCUUUGAUGUAUCUGUCUAUUCCCUUAAAAUUCCUGGGAAGGAACUAUAGUUAUGAUUAUGAAGUACAUAUAAUUAAAAAUAUGGACAUCAAAAUGUCUAGGUACUGGUUGUUUCACAGCAUGUAUCGUGUGAUACCUUUUAUAGUGAAGUAACUGUGUUCAUGAUAUGUGCAUUUCUCUUUGUGCAUGAAAGGCACACAGUGAAGAUCAAUGCUGGGAAGUAACAAACAACUGAUAAUAUGAGGGCCCAGCAAAAGGUGGGUUAUUACAAGACCGUUCUUAAGACCCAUAAACUAGGUUUGCUCUUUGUCUUCAUGUACAGCCCUCUUCCCCAGCACUUUCAUGCCACCCUUCCUUCUCUGGACACUGGUGGUCAUGGACUUGGAGGAACCCGAGUGUCAGUCAGAUGUCCUUGAUGUUUUAGGAAUCAGUGACCUUCAAAGACAUACUCGUAGACUUCACCCAGGAAGAGUGGGCCCUGCUUGAUGCGUCCCAGAGGAGCAUGUACAAAGACGUGAUGCUGGAAAACAUCAGUCAUCUGGUGUCUGUAGGCAGACAAAGUGACUGCAAAAAGGAAGAAAGAAUCCCCACUCAAAAUAUCUUUAGGAAGGCCCUGUCUAUCUGCAAGAUCACACCUGAAACUCACAUUAGAGAGGGCCCUUUUGAAGAUAUUGAAUAUGGGGAUGCUUUCACUCAAAAUCACACGUUAAAUCCACAUAUAUUAAUUCACAAUGGAGAGAAACUCUGUAGAAGUAAUGAAUGUGGAAAGAUUCAUCCUUCGUCUUUCAGUAAACAUAAGCUGAUUUAUACUGGAGAAAAGCCAUAUAGAUGUCACCUGUGUGAAAAAGCCUUUAAAACUUGGUCUAACCUUAUACAGCAUAAAAAGUCUCACAGUAAAGGGAAGCCACCUGAAUACCGUCUAUUUGGGAAAGGCUUGGGUCACAGUUCUGUUCUUAGAAAUGAGAGAAUUCACUCGCGAGAUAAACCCUAUCAGGAUCUUGACUGUGGGAAGGAAUUGUGGCAAAAGAUUCAGCUUUUUAUACAUCAGAGUCCUCACGCUGGAGAGAAACCAUAUGAAUGUCAUAUGUGUAGGAAAGCCUUUACUUGUGGCACUUACCUUAGACGGCAUGAGAGAACCCACACUGGACAGAAAUCAAAUAAGUGCAAUGAGUGUGGAAAACAAUUCACCCAGAGCAAUCAUUUAUAUUCACACCAAAAAUCUCACAGAGAAGAGCAACAUUAUCUCUGUAAUCAGUGUGGGAGAACCUUCAGUAACUCAACGUCCUUCAGUAAACAUAAGCGAAUUCACACUGGAGAGAAACCAUAUGAAUGCCACCUCUGUGGGAAAGCCUUUGUUCAAAGUUGUGGCCUUAAACGACAUCAGAUAACUCACACUGGGGAGAAACCAUACGAAUGCCAUCUAUGUGGAAAAGCCUUUGGUCAACGUUGUGUCCUUAAACGACAUCUGAGAACUCACACUAAAGAGAAACCAUACGAAUGCCAUCUGUGUGGAAAAGCCUUUGGUCGCAGUUCUGUUCUUAGACAGCAUGAGAUGAUUCACUCAAAAGAUAAACCCUAUAAAUGUCACGACUGUGGGAAAGAAUUCUGUCAAAAGAUUCCUCUCUCUAGACAUCAGAGUUCUCAUGCUGGAGAGCGACCGUAUGGAUGUCAGGUAUGUGGAAAAGCUUUUAUCUGCGGCACCUACCUUAGGCAGCAUGAGAAAAUCCACACUGGAGAGAAACCAUUUGAAUGCCAUGUAUGCGGAAAAGCCUUUACCCUUGGUACUUACCUUAGGCAACAUGAGAGAACCCACACUGGAAAGAAACCAUACGAAUGUCACGAAUGUGGGAAAUCCUUUGGUCGGAGUAACGACCUUAAACGACAUCAGAAAUCUCACACCGGAGAGAAACCAUAUAAAUGCCAUCUAUGUGGAAAAGGCUUUGGUCGAAGGUCUGUCCUUAGACUUCAUGAGAUAAUUCACACAGGAGUAAAACCUCAUAAAUGUCAUGUCUGUGGGAAAGGAUUCUUUCAAAAAGGUCAGCUUUCUAUACAUGAAAGAAUUCAUACUGGAGAGAAACUGUAUAAGUGCAACCAGUGUGGAGAGCGGUUCACCAAAAGGAAUUACUUAUAUUCACACCAAAGAAUUCACACAGGAGAAAAACCUUUUGUCUGUAACCAGUGUGGUAGAACUUUCAGUAACUCAGCAUCCUUCAGUCAGCAUAAGCGAAUUCACACCGGAGAGAAGCCAUAUGAAUGUCAUGUAUGUGGGAAAGCCUUUGCCCAUAGCACUCACCUUAGCCAACAUGAGAAAUCUCACAUUGGGAAGAAAUCAUAUGCUUCUCAGCUGUGUGAAAAGGCCUUUAAAAUUGCUCUAACCUUGGAAAGCACUAAAUAAUUCACACUGUUACAAGCCUUAUGAAGGUUAUCUGUAUGGGAAAACCUUGGGUCAGUUCUCUGAUCUUAGACUAUAUGAGAGAAUUCACAUUUGAGAGGACCCUAUGUAUCCAAAUAAUGUGGAAAACAGUACAACCAGAGUGGUCAGGUUUCUUUAUACCAAAAAGAUCACAUGGGAGAGAAAACAUCAAUGUUGUCAGCAUUGUAAAGCCUUUAGUGAAUGUUCUGACCUAGAUAACAUGAGCGAACUCGGAUUUCAUAAAUGGAAUGAAUGUGGAGGAUCCUUAGCUACAGCUCUAGCAAUAACCAACCUAGAGACCCACACAGUGGGAAAAUUCUAGGGCCCCAGUCAAUUUGAAAAUGCUUCAUUUAUCACUUCUUUUUAAAGAGCAGGGGAGAAUUUCACCUGAAGAAACUCUGUUGUAUAAUCACUAUGGAGGACACUUUAGCUGUGCUGUACUCCUAGUGUGCACAAGAAACUCAGAGUAGGAAUUACACCUCCCAAGUAGAAAUUAUAUAGGAAAGUCACUCUCAGUAUGAGUCUCUGACACUGGGCUUGAAAAAGCUAAAUCCCUAGAAGCGGUUUUUCUGGCUCAAUGCUAAAUGCACAGGGAGUUUUGUCAGACAUUGUCCAAUGUUUCCCCAGGGCUACUGUCUUGAUCUACAUUCCCCACCAGGAAUGGAAGAGUCUUUCCUCACAGCCAGGCCAGUUGACAGUUCGGUAAAGCUUUUGAAAAGUUUUGUGACAAUUUGAGAGUUUGAGUGACAUCUCAUUAUAGCUUUGAUAUGCAUUUCUCUCACUAUGAAUGGAAUUGUGAUCUUUCCUGUAAAGACCAUUAUUUCACUAUGUUGAUUGUUUUGAUUACCAAUUUUGCAAUACAGUAGUAUCUUUCAAAUUUUAUUUGUAUUUUCACUUUGUUUAUGGUUUUUGGCCUAGAAAAAGUUUCUUUUUAAAAAAUUGUUAUGCAGUAGUUUAUCAAUGUGUUCUUUUAUUGCAUUCGAAUUUUUGGAGCAUGGUUAAAAGUGUUUAUCCUCAUGUUAUGGAAUCCCCAUUUUCUUCUAGUUUUUGUAGGUUUUUAUUUCUGUAUUUAAAUCUCUGAUUCAUAAGGAGUUCAUUUGGUGAAAGGAGUGAGAUACGAAUCUACUUCUUGUAUUUCCAAAUGACUAUCUAGUUUCCCCAACUUAAUUUAAUUAAUUAAUUUAUUUAUUUAUUUUUUGGAGUCUCACCCUGUCGCCCAGGAUGAAGU
This is a messenger RNA of Carlito syrichta (Philippine tarsier), 4015 nucleotides long. RefSeq names its product zinc finger protein 883-like. The transcript is spliced from 3 exons. Bases 877 to 2769 code for a protein of 630 amino acids. Gene Ontology annotation, biological process: regulation of cytokine production; regulation of immune system process; negative regulation of transcription by RNA polymerase II. The record is from RefSeq and is a predicted model, not a curated record. Lineage: Eukaryota; Metazoa; Chordata; Mammalia; Primates; Tarsiidae.